Molecule: messenger RNA, 1164 nt
Organism: Owenia fusiformis
Lineage: Eukaryota; Metazoa; Annelida; Polychaeta; Sabellida; Oweniidae
Source: the annotation of a GenBank genome assembly
AUAACAUAUUUUUAUGAUCGAUAAAACUUUAAGAUAUACAACAGGAAGUAUGUUUUCAAACGAUAUUCUGUGAUAUUAUAUGGUUGUUCAGAACCGGACCCCGAUGAUAUGACAGAGACCCAGAGACACUGACAGCCCGGAAACAAUACCUUCGAAAUUUGUGUUUGUUCAGGAGUAAGCGGCAUCUAGAGAAAUGAAGCAAAAUCAAAACAUGUGUAUCAUUGGAAAUGAUAUUCUACUUAUUCCUUACAAAGCUAAGCAUGUACCGAAAUAUCAUGACUGGAUGAAAAGUGAAGAAUUACAGAAGUUGACUGCAUCUGAGCCACUCACUCUUGAGGAAGAAUAUUCCAUGCAACAAGCCUGGGCUGAGGACGCUGACAAAUGUACGUUUAUAAUCCUAUCCAAAGAGGACUACAAUGUGAUACAUGACGAGGCUUCAAUUGAAGAAGAGGCAAUGGCUGGAGAUGUCAAUAUCUUCUUCAAUGACCCAGAUGAAAAAUCCUCUGCAGAGCUAGAAAUCAUGAUAGCAGAAAAGAGAUACAGAAAAAAAGGUUUAGGGAAGGAGGCUUUGUUGGCAAUGAUGAAAUAUGGUAUUGAUGAGCUGAAUGUUUCUGUGUAUACUGUUAAGAUAGGCUUUGACAACAACAUAAGCUUGAACAUGUUCACCAAACUCGGCUUCUCAGAGGUAUCCAAGAGUGAGGUGUUCAAGGAAGUGACAUUACAAUUAGAUAUAAAUGAGGACUUUUUAAAAUAUCUUGAUGCAAAAACGGAACAUUUAAAAAUAGUAGAAUACCCAACUGAACAUUGAAAGGUGGGGGCGAAGGGUGGGAAGCAGACCUCCUCCUUAUGAAAAGACCUUAUCUUAAGGGUUAUACAAACAUCCAUUUCAAAUUAAUCCCUGAAUGGUUGGCAAGAUUGAUACAGUAAAAAGCUUCAAGUUCUCAUAUUUCUCAAUGACUUGAUAUGAUAUAGCGUAGUAUGGACUAACUUAUUCUAGCUGCAAUGAUCAGGUCAAGCCACAUACAAAAUCAAGCUGUAUUUUUUCAAAUUGAUAUAUUUAUUAUAUCUACAAAUGUCAUUUAUUCCAUGCAUAUUUUUAUUUUAUGUAAUAUAGUGUUAUAAUAUACAAUAUUUAAUACAAUGUGUUGUAUAUUAUAUGUUGAA